Messenger RNA from Danaus plexippus (monarch butterfly), 4363 nucleotides. Its product is annotated as long-chain-fatty-acid--CoA ligase 5. Lineage: Eukaryota; Metazoa; Arthropoda; Insecta; Lepidoptera; Nymphalidae. Gene Ontology annotation, cellular component: membrane; endoplasmic reticulum. Gene Ontology annotation, molecular function: long-chain fatty acid-CoA ligase activity. Bases 194 to 2455 code for a protein of 753 amino acids. Gene Ontology annotation, biological process: long-chain fatty acid metabolic process. The record is from RefSeq and is a predicted model, not a curated record. The transcript has 15 exons.
GUCCAAGUAGACGGCCACCGCAACGGCCGUGCGUAUACCGCUUUCGUUGUUAUAUCAUAACAUAAAAGUGUUUAUAGAUGAAGUGUUGAACUAAAGUGUUUUGAGAAUUAAAUUGACGGCGCUUUACGAGAUAUGUAAAUAAGACACGCGAGCGAAAAUGCGUAUGCGACAUAUAUUAAUAGUUUACUGAAAAAUGUGCAACAAUAAUAAUAAAAUGGGUAGUGGGAAGUUUGGACUGAGCGUUAAAAAGGAAAAAGUGAACAUGACGGAGGCUAAUAAGACUGAGUUUAGUGUUAAGGAAAAAUGCCUCAAGUUAAAGAAGAAACUGACAAAGACUGAAAAAAUGAAGACUGAAACAAAUUCAAAGGAGAAGACUAUAUGGUGGAAUCAGUGCAGCAGUUUAAGCGAAAUAGACCAAUAUCUAUGGAUGGUGGGUGGCUCUGCCGGUGCACUGGCACUAACUGGUGUCGCUGCUGCAUCAGCCUUCUAUCUCAGCACAAGGCCGAAACCAGAGAAGCCUUUAGUCACGUUACACGAACAAAGCCUCUUGGAGACGGGGCCUGAAAUGGUUCGUGUUUCAAAGUUCUAUAAAGAAGCGAAAAACGGCCGUUACCUGAGAUAUCUGCACGACGACACUCGUACACUAUAUGAAACUUUUAGACGCGGUGUGAAAGAAUCUAAUAAUGGCAACUGUCUCGGUUGGCGCGAGGGACCAAAUAAGCCUUAUGUGUGGCAAACAUACAAUGAGACCCUGCUGCGUGCCAAGAACUUCGGCUCAGGUCUUGUAUGCCAAGGCCUUGUCCCGGGUCAGGGCACCUUUGUGGGAAUAUACGCACAAAAUUGCCCCGAAUGGAUUAUGGCCGAACAAGCUGCAUAUUGUUAUUCAAUGGUUAUAGUCCCACUAUAUGAUACCUUAGGAGCCAAUGCAUGUGCCUUUAUUAUUAACCAAACCGAAAUGUCCGUAGUAGUAUGCGAAGACGAUAAGAAAGCCAAUCUUCUCCUGGACCAGUCGCCCCGGUGUUUGCGUAAACUGAUCACGAUAAAGGAAGUAUCGCCGUCUACACAUCAAAGGGCAAAGAGUCGUGGUGUUGAAAUUAUUAAGUUUAGCGAUGUAGAGAUUCUAGGAGCGCAGAAAGAUCACCCAUGUGUUCCACCAAAACCAGAAAACCUCUGCACAAUCUGCUACACGUCUGGCACGACUGGCAUGCCGAAGGGCGUGAUGCUGAGCCACGAAAAUGUAGUCGCCUCAAUGUGCAGUGUUACCAUGCAACUAGGAGAACAUCGCCCCACCAAAAAUGAUGUCAUGAUCUCCUUCCUACCACUCGCGCAUAUGCUCGAGCGGUGCUGUGAGAACGCUCUCUAUAUGGUAGGCGGAGCUGUAGGUUUUUACAGCGGUGAUAUUAGAAGAUUAGGCGAUGACCUCGCUGCACUCAAACCAACUAUGAUGCCAGCUGUUCCCAGACUAUUAAAUAGAUUAUAUGAUAAGGCCCAAAAUGAGAUAUCCAACUCCAAAAUUAAAAAGUUACUAUUCAAUAUGGCCUUAUCAGCCAAGGAGUCUGAACUAAAGAGAGGUAUAAUCCGAGGCGAUUCUAUUUGGGACAAACUGGUAUUCCGCAAGGUCCGCGAAGGUAUGGGAGGCAGAUUGCGUAUUAUAGUGGUGGGUUCUGCCCCGCUUGCUGGAAAUGUCUUGACCUUCGCGAGAUGCGCUCUUGGAUGUCUGAUCGUGGAAGGCUACGGUCAGACAGAGUGUACUGCGCCUGUCACUCUAACAGUUCAGGGGGAUCACGUGCCUGAACAUGUUGGGCCUCCCGUCGCUUGUUGUAAAGUGAAGUUAGUGGACGUCCCAGAAAUGGAGUACUAUGCAUCUCAAGGUCAAGGCGAGGUAUGCGUGCAGGGUGCCAAUGUGUUUAAAGGUUACUUCAAGGAACCGGAGAAGACCAGACAGGUCAUUGACCAGGAUGGAUGGCAUCAUACUGGAGAUGUCGGCAAGUGGAUGCCGAAUGGAACCCUAAAAAUUAUAGACAGAAGAAAACACAUCUUUAAACUAUCUCAAGGCGAAUAUAUUGUGCCAGAAAAGAUCGAAAACAUUUACAUUCGAAGUCAGUACGUCGAACAAGUCUUCGUCCAUGGUGAAUCAUUAAAGUCAUGCGUAGUAGGUGUAGUUGUGCCAGAUGUAGAUGUGGUGAAAUGCUGGGCGCUUGAGAAUGGUAUAAAGGGUACAUUCUCAGCCCUCUGCGAGGACGAGCGUGUUAAAAGCAUCAUUCUUGAAGAUAUGCUGCAGUGGGGACGCAACGCUGGCCUUAAAACUUUCGAGCAGGUCAAAGACAUAUAUUUACACCCCGAUCCAUUCUCAGUUCAGAACGGUCUUUUGACCCCCACGAUGAAAGCGAAACGACCAGAGAUCAGAAACUAUUUUAAACCACAAAUCGACGAUAUGUACAAAAAACUCGAAUAAAAUUAUGUUACGAGCAAACGUUUGAAAUUAGUUUUAAAGUGUUUUCUUUUCAACUAAGAACUGUUAUGACAAAAUUAAGUCAUGUAUUAUCACUGUACGAUGCUAAAUAAAUAUCUAAUGCGUGAAUGAUAUCUUUUUAGCAAAAUAUUUGAUUAUAUAAAUAAACAAACUCCCUUAUUAGAAACCCGAGAAUUGUACUCGCAAUAAUGAGUGUUUUUGUUUUACAUAAGCUAAAGUUUCCCAAAUGAAACUUAUAUCUACCCACCCAGUGUUGGUUUUAUUUAUACUUAAGAUUUUUUUUUAUUUGUAUCGAUUAUUUGUACUGUCAUUGUCGUGUGACAGCUAUUAUUAAAAACGAAUGUCCAAAAAUAUAACAGAAAUACUUUAUAAAAGCUUUGAACAUUUCUAAGAAUCUAUAUAAAAAAAAAAAAUUCAUUCUGAUCACAUAACACUGAUUUUAUAUCAUUUCACAGCGAACACAGUCCCUAAGAAGACGUUUUGAAAAAUGAUUUAUAUUUUAAUAACCUGCAAGUUAAUUAUCUAAUUAAAAUAUAUUAAUUAAAACAAAUUGUACCUUAUUAUAAGCAUAGAUGCAUUGUACUCUUAGAUCAUAGCAUCUAUUAUGGCAAUAAUGAAACGAGUGUUUCAAAAGUCAAUUAUUAAAUCAAUUGUAUGUGUAUCUUUUUUAUCCAGUUUCUCUGUAAUUAUUUUCUAUUACAAUAGAAUCAGAUUAAUAACAUACAGUAUCGACCUUUGAGCUAUUUAAAAAGUAUUAACAAGCUUGUUAUUAAAGAUGGCGUGUCUCAAAUAAAUCCAGUUUCGCUUUGAUAAGAUUUUUUGUUUAUGGUUGUUAGAUUAACCUUUUAUGAUAUCACAAUAUCUUGGUUCAAGUAGGUUAUUGUUAUACCUAUACGUUAUACCUGGACGUUAUACCUAUUUGACUCCGAAAUUUUUCUUUUUGUUUAACAUAUGUAUAUAUAUGUUAUAUACACAACAAUCACAGAAUUUAUCUGACACAUUUUAUUAUGGGAAUCUAAAUUAUUUUUUAUAUUUUUUGCGGCUUGUAAAUUGUGAUACAUUGUAUGUAAUUAUCAGAUGCUAGUGAAAUGUGCUGCUAAUAGUAAUACAGCCUCAAAUUUUCAGCCACAUUAAUACAAAUCAAACAUAUAUUUUUUUCAUUUUUUCAUCUGACAUAUAAACCAGUGUAAAAGUAGAAAUAUUGUACAGAGGCUAUUUUGAAGAUUCAUUUUUAUUUUUAAAGCAUUUCUUCGACUACGACCUGAUUUUUUUUUUAUAAAUGCCAAAAAAAGCUAAAGUAGUGUUUGUGUUUUUAUAAUAUUCACAUAAUGAACGCCUCAUGAAGUAUUUAGAGUUAAAUUCAGUUAUAAUAUUUUCCUAUUAUUGUGUGAUGAAAAGUGAGAAUGAAUCUCUUAUUGUUUGUAUGUUUGCAUAUUUUGCAUAACUUUUAGAUAAUUAAUUCUACGGUCCACUGAGCUUGGUGUAUGUUUUAUGGAUUUCGCUUGUAUCUUUUGUCUCAAGACGUGAACCUAUUGUACUUAGUUUGACGUUAUACUAGAAACUAGUGGACUAUAGUUGGUAACAUUCAUUCAACAAUUUUAUAAAGUUAAUAUCUUCUUUAUACUUUGAUUCUCUUGAUUCAAAAUAAAAAGAGAUGGAUAAUUUCCUGUCUUAGAAAAUACUAAGUGUGUUUUUUGUAUCAGUGGAUGUUAACUUUAUAAACUAUUCUAUGGAAAGCGUACUCGUAAGUUAAAUACCGCACCUGUAGAUAUAUUAAGUUAAGAUUUCUGCUUUGAGCAAACGUUAUGGUUUCAUGUUCGAACCACAAUUUUGUUGUUAUUGGUGCAAGUCGUACUACAAUAAUUUAUUUUUAAAUAAAAAAUAAUUCUA